Messenger RNA from Amblyraja radiata (thorny skate), 803 nucleotides. Its product is annotated as epidermal differentiation-specific protein-like. The transcript has a single exon. Gene Ontology annotation, molecular function: structural constituent of eye lens. The record is from RefSeq and is a predicted model, not a curated record. Gene Ontology annotation, biological process: visual perception; lens development in camera-type eye. NCBI's taxonomy places the organism in Eukaryota, Metazoa, Chordata, Chondrichthyes, Rajiformes, Rajidae. The coding region runs from base 90 to 671 and encodes 193 amino acids.
AAUAUAAAAGUGUGGCCGAGUCCGGAGAAAGCACAUCGUUUCCCCAGCGUCUGACCGGAGUCUUGUGGAGCGCUGUCACCUCGGGUACCAUGAAUAAAAUCGUCCUGUACGACCAAGAGGACUUCCUCGGGGAGUCCAAGCAGUUUGUGAGGAAUGUGCCGGACCUGGCCUUGAAGAUGUUCAACGACACUGCCAAGUCGGCGCGGGUGGAGGGCCUGCACUGGGUCGCCUACAAGGAUGCCGACUACAAGGGCGAGUUCAUUAUCUUCGCGCCCGGCGACUAUACCACCCUGGGCCCUAAUUUCAGGUAUAAACUUAGCUCGCUGCGGCUGGUUGAAGAGGAGCUGUUGAACCCGGAGAUCGUUCUGUACGAGGAUGUGGACUACAAGGGCGAGCACCGCGGAGUCAAGAAGGAGGCUGAUAACCUGCAGAGAGCCGACUUUAAUAACCUGGUCUCGUCUCACCAGGUGAAGCAGGGCGUGUGGAUCCUCCAUCAAGGGUACAACCAGACCCGGGCGCGCCUCAUCACCUUCAAGGGCGACAAGUGGCGCAGCUACUUCGACUACGGAUGGAACGACAAACUCUCCUCGCUCCGCCCUCUGGAAAACAGCUACACUGAGGUCGGAGCCUCGCCCAGCGUGAGGCUCGAACAUACCUCAUGUGGGAUGUGAGCCUCGUCAAGCCGCCUCAGCUGCAACCUCUCCCCCCUUCCCGGCUCUUCCUCUCCUCCUUCCUCCGCUCGGGCCAGUAUCCCGUCGCUUUACAGCUCAUUUAAAGAACGAAAUAAAAUUCUGAUCUCAAUG